AUGACUUCUUUCACCAAAUUGAACGACCAGGCUACCCCGGUCAUUUCUGUUCAUCCUUCUCGGCCGGUCUCCAAGAUUAAUCCGAACAUCUAUGCUGGCUUUACAGAGCACAUGGGAAGAUGCAUCUAUGGAGGCAUCUAUGAGCCAGGUAGUCCGCUUGCGGAUGAGAAUGGGUUCCGCAAGGAUGUGCUGGAAGCUUUGAAGGAGCUGAACAUCCCAGUCGUUCGGUAUCCCGGUGGUAAUUUUUGUGCUACCUAUCACUGGCUAGAUGGUGUUGGCCCUAAGGAUCAGCGUCCCUCUCGACCAGAACUAGCCUGGCUUGGGACUGAGACGAAUCAGUUUGGAACAGAUGAGUUCAUGAAAUGGUGCGAGGUCCUUGGGACUGAGCCUUAUCUCUGUUUCAAUUUUGGAACCGGCACACUCGAUGAAGCUCUGGGAUGGUUGGAAUACUGCAAUGGCACUGGUAACACAUACUAUGCUAAUAUGCGCCGAAAGAAUGGCCGUGAAGAGCCUUACAAUGUCAAAUACUGGGCACUUGGAAACGAAACGUGGGGACCAUGGCAAGUGGAGCAGAUGACCAAGGAAGCCUACUCUCAUAAGGCAUUACAAUGGGCGAAAGCCCUCAAAUUACUUGAUCCAAGCGUUGUUCUUAUUCUUUGUGGUCAAGACGGUACUGCUUCCUGGGACUACUACACUUUGAAGCACUGUCUCCUCCCCGCCCACUCAGCUCUCUCCACCAGUGCUGUGCCCUUAAUCGACAUGCACAGUAUCCACCUGUACACAUGUUCAUCCUCCCAUCUCCCCAACGCAACAGCUCCCCUAGCUGCGGAGCGCGCAAUCGAAAUCACAUCCUCCUUGAUCGAUCUUGCGCGGAUCGAAAAUGGAGUGCCACCCGAGCAGCUUCGCCCCACAAUUUGCUUCGACGAGUGGAAUGUUUGGGAUCCCAUCCGCGCAGAAGGAAGCCAAGGUGCCGAGGAGAGCUAUACACUGUCAGACGCAUUGGCCGUAGCCGUGUGGCUCAACGUGUUUAUUCGCAAGAGCCGUGACGUCGGCAUGGCUUGUAUUGCGCAAACCGUGAAUGUCAUUUCGCCUCUUAUGACAACCAAGGAGAAGACUAUCAAGCAGUCUACAUGGUGGCCUCUCUAUCUGUUUUCGAAAUAUAUGCGUGGCUCCACUGUUGCCUCGCAUGUUGCUUGUGGAACGUAUGAAGGUGAAACGUCGCCUAAGUGGUUGCGUGGAGCUAUGGAUACCCCUUGGCUCGAUGUUAGUGCCACCCUUGGGGAUGAUGGUUUUGCCAAUUUGGCCGUGGUAAAUAUUCACGAGGAAAAGAGCUUCGAAACUACGGUUGAAGGUAUCUCGAGUAAGGCGCAGGUUUUUACUGUUACUGGACAGGAUGUGCAGGCCUGCAAUAUGAAGGGACAGGAGGAGGUUGGUAUUCAAGAGUCCUCCUGGGAUGGAAAGGGCAGCUACACAUUCCCUAAGCAUUCUUUGACUUUGUUGAGGUGGAAGCCUGAGUAA
Molecule: messenger RNA, 1518 nt
Organism: Penicillium angulare
Lineage: Eukaryota; Fungi; Ascomycota; Eurotiomycetes; Eurotiales; Aspergillaceae
Product: alpha-N-arabinofuranosidase
Exons: 6
Coding region: 1-1518 (505 amino acids)
Biological process (GO): polysaccharide catabolic process; L-arabinose metabolic process
Molecular function (GO): alpha-L-arabinofuranosidase activity
Source: RefSeq, a predicted model, not a curated record